CAAGCACCCUGCAACCCCACCUACCCUGACCUUUCCGAGUUUGUAAGGUAUUUCUUGAACUGUGCGACCCCACCACCCCGCGGUGAAACGAUCGCACCCCUCUCAAGAGUCGGUGCCACCCGCUGGGAUAGGCUACUAUUUGUUGUGGUCAUGGAACUUCUGGCUUCCGAACACCACAUCCAUCGAUCAACCAACCGACCUAGAAUAACGAACCAAUCAUCACUUGUUGGGGCCUGGGGCCUUACUUUUGUUUGAUCAUUGAUUCAUCAUAUCAAUCAAUAUAUCCAGGUCAUCGUCCUUUUCUGCUGGGUCGACCGUUAGAGGUGUCAUUCGUUUCCGGUGGACAACAGAGAGACCGGUUCUCUCUCUUUCUCGGCAAAGUCACCUCCAAGGCAGCGUCGCCUAUCAUCUCCCCAUCAUGGAUUUCAACAGUUCUUCACCAUAUCCCGAGGGCGUCAUCUCCUUCCUCGACACCGACCUGUACAAGUUGACGAUGCAGUGCGCCGUCCUGAAAUACUACAAGGAUGUACCGGUGACGUAUGCAUUCACGAACCGGACACCAGACAAGAAACUCUCCCGCAAGGCAUUCUUCUGGCUCGAGGAUCAAGUGAGGAAGCUAGGCAACAUUUCCUUGUCUGCCGAGGAGCUCAACUACCUGAAGGAGCACUGCCCCUAUCUUACGCCGGCCUAUCUAGACUUCCUCUCUGAGUUCCGCCUCCGGCCAAGAGACCAAGUCGUGCUCACGUUCCUGCCCGUGGGGGAUGACACCGGUGCCGAGAGCGAUAUUGGAGAUCUGGAUAUCAAGAUCAGCGGCACCUGGGCCGAAACCAUCCUCUACGAGAUCCCGCUUCUCGCCCUGACGUCCGAGGCUUACUUCAAGUAUAUGGAACCAGACUGGACGUACGAGGGGCAAGAGGAGCUCGCGUUUGAGAAGGGCAUGCGCUUACUCGAGGCCGGAUGCGUCUUCUCAGAGUUCGGCACCCGCCGGAGGCGUGACUACCACACCCAGGCCUUAGUGUUCAGGGGUCUUACCAGAGCCAGCAAGGAGGCGCGGAAGCGCGGCUUAUCUGGGAAGCUGUCGGGCACUAGCAAUGUUCACCUGGCCAUGCGCUUCAAUAUCCCACCCGUCGGCACCGUUGCGCAUGAGUGGUUCAUGGGCACUGCUGCGGUAGUUGGGGAUUACCGGAAGGCAACCGAAGAGGCUUUGUGUCGUUGGGUCGGAUGCUUUGGAGAAGGCGUGCUCGGAAUUGCCCUGACCGACACUUUCGGAACGCCCGAGUUCUUGAAUGCAUUCCGCAAGCCGAUCACAUAUCUAGGGGAACCCUCGCCAGUGAGAGAGAGGAAGCUGAGCAUUGCCGAUUCCUUCAUCUCGACCGAGCCCGUUGUAAGCCCGAAACGGAAGCCCAACAAGACAUACGCGGAUGUCUUCACUGGCGUUCGACAGGACUCGGGAGAUCCCAAGGGCUUUGUGCAGCUCAUGCGGAACUUCUACAACGAACACGGGAUCCACGACAAGAAGGUCAUCGUUUUCUCCGACUCACUGAACAUCGAACGUUGCUUAGAAUAUAAGCAAGUUUCGGAAGAAGCUGGCUUCCAGCCCACCUUUGGCGUGGGCACCUUCCUGACGAACGACUUUGUCAACACGACAACCGGCAAAAAGUCGACGCCCCUGAACAUCGUCAUCAAGCUGAGCUCGGCUGCCGGACGCCCAGCAAUAAAGAUCAGCGAUAACAUUGGCAAGAACACUGGCGAUAAGGCGACGGUCGAGAAGGUUAAGCGCGAGCUGGGAUACGUCGAGAAGGAGUGGGAGGGCGGUGACGAGACCGCCAGAUGGGGCCGAGAGGGAGACACGGCUAAAGCGUGAAUAAGUCCAUUGCAUCUUUUGGUAGUUCAGUUUUCACUGGUUGGGUGUUUGCCUUUCCCCGGACGAGGGGCACCUCCAGAGUUUAUAUGCAUGUGGGAAGUUUUCUGUGUUGGACUAUUGUCGGCAGCAUACCAGGAGAGAAUAGAGGCUAGAUAGUCGUCACUUGACAAAAAUCGCUCAUUCUGUAUUUCACCCCAUCGGACAUGCAACCGCUUACAGACGACAAGCUGUUUCCAUACUUUUUUUUACGCUGUCUUUCGAAUUUUAAUGGAAGCCGGAGGUUGUUAGAACUAAGGAAAGGACCUUGGUCACUUCCUCGGAUGGCCUAGCAACCCCUAUUUCGUCAAAGGUUGAUGUAGGUCCUGUUGGACGCCCACGAAAUUCUUGAAUCGAGCUGGAUCGGAUUGUACUGAGGUGAGUUGGUCGUGUGAGUGUGCUCGAACCUGG
Messenger RNA from Chaetomium strumarium, 2311 nucleotides. RefSeq names its product Quinolinate phosphoribosyl transferase. The transcript is spliced from 2 exons. Gene Ontology annotation, molecular function: nicotinate phosphoribosyltransferase activity. The record is from RefSeq and is a predicted model, not a curated record. Lineage: Eukaryota; Fungi; Ascomycota; Sordariomycetes; Sordariales; Chaetomiaceae. Gene Ontology annotation, cellular component: cytosol. Gene Ontology annotation, biological process: NAD+ biosynthetic process via the salvage pathway. The coding region runs from base 419 to 1864 and encodes 481 amino acids.